UGUUGCUGUUGUUGUUGCUUCGCUUCGCUGAUUCAGACUGCGCAGCGAGCAGCGGCAGCGGACCGACUGAAACUCGACUUUUGGCGUUUGUCGAGGUUGCUGAGCCCGGGCAAGUGAGCUGCGAAUCCAGUUUCUUCUUCACUCGGCCUCGGCGAACAUCGCGAAACGGCCACGGGAAAAAAGACAAGAAAAAAAAAAAGUUGCGCUCCACUCACAAAUUGCGUUUUCCUCUCCCCCACCACAAGUUGUGUACUGUUUGUUGUUAAUGUACUGCGCUAAGGGCAUGGAGCUUGCGCCUGCUGUGUGCGCCGACUGCUGCAGCGACUGUGUCAGCGCUGCCAACGCUUGCUGUUGCACGGCCACUGCUUGCUGUGACGUCAGCUGUCAGCUCCUGCGCCCGCCCGAUCCCAACACCUACGAAUACAGCGAGCCGGAGGAGAACUUUGUGUCCAUCGAUGAUGCCAAAAUUAAGAGUCUGCUGCUCAAAAUUGGACAGCAGCAGCAACAGGAGCGACAACGCCAGCAACAACAACAACAGCAACAACAGCAGCAGCAGCAGCAGAUUAUCGAGCUGUUGGACGAUGAUGAGGCGAAUGGGGAACAACAGUCGCCGGUUAUGGUGAUUAGUGCAGCGCGUAGCUUGAAACGCGUCUCGCCCGAUAUCCAACUCAUUGCCACGAAAGUGCAGCAGCCUCAGCGAAUUGUGGCCAGGAUUGAGCUGAGCGACAGCGAGUGUGAGGAGGCAGCAGCAGCAGAGAGCGGCGAUGAUAUCGCUGAUGAUGAAGAUUUGCCCGCUGAGACUGCAGUUAGCUUCGAGCUGGUCGAACCCAGCCAGGUUAUUGUGCUGCAGUCGGAUGACGAUGAGGAGCUGCACCAGCCACAGCAGCAGCCGAAUCAAUCGAAAUCAACCGCAAAGAGACGACCCACCCGACCAUAUAGGAAGCGAAACAGUCGUCAUUUCUACCAGUGCCAGGCAUGCGGCAAGAAGGUGCAGUCCAACUACAAUCUGCGUCGUCACAUGAUGAUACACACAGGUGAGCGACCCUUUCCAUGUGAUUUGUGCGAUCGUCGCUUUCGCGAGUUUAGCGAUCUUAAGAAGCAUCGUCGUCGUCACAUGAACGAUCCGCGUUAUAUAUGCAUGAUCUGUCGAUUGCAUGCGCCCAUGGAGCAGGACUCCACACGCUGUUCGGAAUGCGAGGGCAAGAAUCUGUUGUUCAAUCCGCCAGGCUGUGAAGUGCAAUCGGAGGAAGAGCCGGAUCAGGAAUCGGAACCCGAACUGAAACCGAAGGAAUUUCGAAGUGAGGAACGGGCAACUGCGCCGCCAGCUGCAACUUCGAUUGAAUCACAGCUACCCAUGUUGACGGUGACGCUUGUGCCCGCUGCUCCGCUGCCCGCUCCAGCGGCAGCAACUGCCACUGUUUCUGUAUCCACAUCCGCUUCCCAACCACGGCCGCCGCUGCCACGCAGCUGCAGUAGCGCCAACUCGUCCUCGUCGCUGAGCACCGAUGUGGCGCCCAGUCGUCUGGCCCGAUCACGUAGUCGUCGCACGUAUCCCUGCCCCCUGUGCCAGCGUGUCUUUGGCACGCGCCACAAUCUCAAACGCCACUACAUGAUCCACACCGGCGAGAAGCCGUUCAGUUGCAACAAGUGUCGCAAGCCCUUUCGCGAGUGCUCCACCUUGAAGAAGCAUAUGGUGACGCAUGUGCGCGAACGCUGGUACAAGUGCCUCCGAUGUCCGGCCAAAUAUCAGGACUAUCUGCACUACACGGAGCAUCGGGCGACACAUGGCCUGGACACGCAAUUGGAGGCGGACCCGGCAAGUCAUCAGAGACAUCGUUCAUCCGACAGCGAGGAUGGCGAUAGCUCUGUGGAGGAUUGGCUCGAGUGCUGCGAGUGCCAGGUGCGAUUCACCCAACUGGAUGCUUACACGGAGCAUUUGAAACAGCACGACUUGGAGCUGUACGGCGUAAGUGUCGAUGAUCUGAAUGAGGAGGAACAGGAUGUAGAUGUUGCCUAAUGGCCAACUAGCUUAGAUUCAUGCAAAGCAUUCCAAUUGUUAAACGUCUUGCAUUCCAAUGCGGGUCAUUAGAUGCUGGAGCAUCUAAUUGUCUGCUUAAAACAUAAAUCUCCAAUAACUGAUAUUGAGAAAUCUCAAAAUUUCAAUAUA
Drosophila grimshawi is the source of this 2167-nucleotide messenger RNA. RefSeq names its product zinc finger protein 771. Bases 266 to 2017 code for a protein of 583 amino acids. The transcript is spliced from 3 exons. The record is from RefSeq and is a predicted model, not a curated record. Lineage: Eukaryota; Metazoa; Arthropoda; Insecta; Diptera; Drosophilidae.